This is a messenger RNA of Arctia plantaginis, 924 nucleotides long. The record is from the annotation of a GenBank genome assembly. NCBI's taxonomy places the organism in Eukaryota, Metazoa, Arthropoda, Insecta, Lepidoptera, Erebidae.
AUGAAUACGAUAAAUAGCGAGUUGAGCAUGAACGAUUUAAACAAUAAGUUUUUCGAAAUAAUGCAAAAUGAGAAUAAUGCAGAGGAAGCUGCGAAUUUUAUAUACGAGAGUCUUUGUGACGAUGUGACCUUAGGUUUUAUUUUUGAAUUCCACCACGGCUUGAAAACCGGCCUCACAGACUUAAUGGAAGGUGAAAAAGAAGAUGAAGAACCUUUCAAGAUCGUGAACACGCCGGAAUGUGACGUUUUUGGCUUUUCCAUUUUGAAAAAGACUCCUGACUGUAAUUGCUCGUGUCCAAACUGCGAGAGGCCAGUAUCAGCUACAAGAUUUGCUCCUCAUUUAGAGAAAUGCAUGGGUAUGGGCCGAAACAGUUCUCGCAUAGCGUCUCGCCGCAUUGCAUCUAACAGCCGCGAGCCAACAUCCUACGCAGGAUUACUCAGCGAUGACGAGGACGAUGCCGAUUGGGCUGGUGGUAGCGUGCCGAGCGAGCGGCGCAAGCGUAGAAUCAAGAACAACAGUAGCAGGAAACCUAGCAAAGUGCACAAGAACAACAAUGGUACUCUGAACAAUGACACCAACGACGGUGGCGCCACCUACGAAACGAUGACGGCAAAUGAGAAAAAGAACCUGUUGCUGCAAAUCUGUGGUGUGGUAUCUGAGCACACCAAGAAGUUGUGUACUAGAUCAACUCGUUGCCCCCAACACACAGAAGAACAACGCCGGGCUCUCCGCAACAGUGUGCUUGAGCCAUCCACUCCUGAGUCGCAGAGCAUGGGCCUCACAGCUGAAGAAGCUGGCUCGCCUCCAGACUCUAGCCCUUCAUCGUCCUGCUCAUCGUCAAGCCGUAAGCGAGAUCGACACCGUGCCCCUCCCAAGUCUAAGAAUAAACGGGAACGGAAUAUAUCCCCUAAUACAAGGGAUUAA